Molecule: messenger RNA, 1569 nt
Organism: Carassius carassius (crucian carp)
Lineage: Eukaryota; Metazoa; Chordata; Actinopteri; Cypriniformes; Cyprinidae
Gene: ecscr
Product: endothelial cell surface expressed chemotaxis and apoptosis regulator
Exons: 10
Coding region: 464-1360 (298 amino acids)
Source: RefSeq, a predicted model, not a curated record
CCCACUGACACACACCCAAACACACGCUUCUCAGCAGGGCUUUGUAAUACUAUGUGCACUCCCUCGUGUGUUACUAUUAUAUCCAACAGGAAACAGAUUUGGUCAUACUGGUUGAUGCCUCAACAAAAUUCACUAGCUCAAGAACAUUUCCAUAGUUUUUAGGCUUUGUUUUUAAUUUUUUACACAUACAUAAGUACUGUAAUUAUUUGCUGAUAUCUGGGAUACAUACGACCUGUCCGGUGUAGGUGGAUGAGAGUAAAACUCAUUUGGAUUGAAACAUGGAGCAGCUAUUUUUUCUUCUCAUUCCCCUGUUUGCAUCUUCUUUCAUCUCAGCAGGUAAGUCAAUCAGAAGCCAUUUUUAUAUUUUAUAUUUUAUAGUAUAUGGUAAGAAGAAAAACAGUAUAAGGGGUGAUCAAAGUUUAAAAUGUUUUCUGGCUUAAACUGCAGUAGUCACUGACUAUGUAUGGUGGCCCCCAAAAGGCUGCUUUUAGUGCCCAACAUUUUGUGGCUAUUUAAUAUAUUCAGUAUAUCUUUUCAUGAAAUGUAUGUUCUCGAUGCGAUUUGCACAGAAAAUUACCAAAACAUACCAACUACAGUACCUCCAAACACAACUGCUACGUCUACAUUGUCUGUUGUUUCAAAAGCAGCCCAAACUGGGCCUUACCAUUUGUCAUCUCGAUAUGAGAAUGGCGUGACCAGUCACACCUCAGAAACUGUAAGCACAACCACAGCUCCUGUGUCUUCUAGCCACACAGGCAGUACUAAUGGAUUCAGCCUUACUUCGCACACCACACCAGGGCAGUCCAUCAUCACCAGCUCCACACUGACCACACUAAGAUCCUACGCUGACACAACUCUAAAUUCCACCUCAUCCCCAGCGGCCAAAAUAACAGGCAGUACUGAUGGAUCCGGCCUCUCUUCACAUAACGACACAUCAGUGGUUGUUACACUGCCUCCAAAGACUUCAACGACCGCUAAUUCAAGCAUCAGCAUGUCAGAGGUGACGGCAUCCCCUUCACAGGCACCAGACAGCGGUCUCACUUUGCUCGCCUUUAGUGUGAUGAGUCUUAUACUCGUUUUAAUUAUUGUCAUGGUGGUCUUAGUGAUCGCUAUCAACCUCAGGGGACGGUGUAGAAAUACUAAACAGCAUGAGGGUAUUAAAAGCUGUGAUCCUGUGGUGUCUGACAGCAACUUGACCAGCAACUGUGAGAAGGAGAGCAUCACUCUUGUCUCUGUGAGGACAAUAAACACAGAAAGCAAUACAGAUUCUCCCCAGAUGUCUUCAGUUCGUAGCACAAUAGUGGAUAAUGAUGACCAAGAAUUUACCAGAGACCUGCUGGGCAUCAAAGACGGACUAUGAUUUUACUCAGUUCGUAGCACACGAUUUUGAAGGCUGCAUAUUCUAUUUAUAAUAUUAAAUGAAUGUGAAUGAAUGUGCCUUUAGCUAAUGGCCAGUGUACAGAUCACACAUCAUGUUUAUGACAUACAUUGGUGCACACACUGCAUAUAAAAUAUCUCCUAUAUAUGCUCUCAUAUAUUAAACAUGACUUCCUUCAUUGAUAAAUAAAA